UCGGGCCUCGUCCGCCUCUCAGUUCUGUUUGUCGUAGCGCAGAAGGUGCUGCGUCCUUCAGCCGAAGCUAAGGCCGCGUUCCCGGCGACUGGCACCGCGCGCCCCCACCUCCCCGCCAUGGCCUCCGUCUCCGAGCUCGCCUGCAUCUACUCCGCCCUCAUUCUGCACGACGACGAAGUCACCGUCACGGAGGACAAAAUCAACGCGCUCAUUAAAGCGGCGGGAGUGAACGUGGAGCCCUUCUGGCCCGGCCUCUUCGCGAAGGCUCUAACCAACAUUGACAUCGGAAGCCUCAUCUGCAAUGUAGGAGUCGGUGGUGGUGCUCCUGCUGCAUCAGCUCCUGCCGGGGGAGGGGCCCCUGCUGGUGGUGCUGCUCCUGCGGAAGAGAAGAAAGAGGAAGAAAAGAAAGAGGAGUCAGAAGAAUCUGAUGACGACAUGGGCUUUGGUCUCUUUGACUAAGCUGAUUUUUUCUACUCUUUAUAAUAAAGAUAAAAACACGUAAAUUAAAAA
Molecule: messenger RNA, 510 nt
Organism: Python bivittatus (Burmese python)
Lineage: Eukaryota; Metazoa; Chordata; Lepidosauria; Squamata; Pythonidae
Gene: RPLP1
Product: ribosomal protein lateral stalk subunit P1
Biological process (GO): translational elongation; cytoplasmic translation
Cellular component (GO): cytosolic large ribosomal subunit; ribosome
Molecular function (GO): ribonucleoprotein complex binding; protein kinase activator activity; structural constituent of ribosome
Source: RefSeq, a predicted model, not a curated record